GGCUCCUACACCAGCAGCAGCCUCCUGUCCGUGUCAGAGUCGGUGGGUUACUUGGCUGGAGGCUACCUGAGAGACAGAGAGCAUGACCCUUACUCACGCCAUGCCUUCAAUAUUAAGGUGUCCAACUCUCUACCUAGUGACAGGUUUUACCAGACACCAGGGAUCCCAGGUGAGCCAUCUAAGUGUGGGCAGCUGGAGUACGACCUGGAUACACUACCUACUGUGUCCGUGGUGGUCACCUUCCAUAACGAGGCCAGAUCUGCCCUUCUGAGGACCCUAUACAGUGUGUUGAGCCGCACCCCAGAGGAACUGUUGGUGGACAUUGUGUUGGUGGACGAUGCCAGCGACAACCCCUCAGAUGGUCUCCUAUUGGCUGGGCUUCCCAAGGUGCGUCUCAUUAGAAAUGACCAACGGCAAGGGUUGACCAGGUCGAGGGUGAGAGGUGCCAACGCCUCCAAGGGUGACACCAUCUUCUUCCUUGACUCCCACUGUGAGGUCAACCUUGGCUGGGUCACGCCCCUCCUCGAUACCCUCCGUCAGAAGCCCAACAGUUUGGUGUGCCCCGUGAUUGACGUCAUCGACCAAGACACACUGGACUACCGGGCUGCUGGCACCGUCCUUAAGGGAGGGUUCGACUGGGGUUUACACUUCCGUUGGGUUCCUCUGACGGAUGAAGAGAAGGCAGCCAGAGUGGACCCUACCGCCGUGUACAGGUCACCAGCCGUGGCAGGAGGACUCUUCCUCAUCUCCGCACCUGGUGGCAGCAGCUGGGGAGUAUGACCCAGGACUCUGUGUGGGGCGCAGAG
Molecule: messenger RNA, 806 nt
Organism: Homarus americanus (American lobster)
Lineage: Eukaryota; Metazoa; Arthropoda; Malacostraca; Decapoda; Nephropidae
Product: polypeptide N-acetylgalactosaminyltransferase 2-like
Exons: 8
Cellular component (GO): Golgi apparatus
Source: RefSeq, a predicted model, not a curated record